CACCUGUUGGCCCCAUGUUUUAUUUUCUUUCAGUUUCUAAAGCCGGUCAACCCCACCACCCAGAAAUACCACGAUGGAAUUGGUGACUGCCCCUGCAGCCCUUUUUCUAAAAGUCCAUGGGAUGAGCAAAAGAGCUGUGUUCACUAGAAUUCAUGUUGUCCUUCCAUGUUUGCUAAAUUAUUUAUUUUCCUGGAAAAUGAGAUGUCCAACUUCAAGUACAACUUCAACUAAGAACGUAAAAUGUGAAGAAACUGGGUGUGACUGAGUGCAAACACUGGGUCUCGCUCACACGCCGGGACUAAGCGCACAUGCCUGGGUCUUGCGCACAUGCCAGGACUGAGCGCACUCGCCGGGUCUCGCUCACACGCCGGGUCUCGUUCACACGCUGGGUCUCGCUCACAUGCUGGGUCUUGCUCACACGCUGGGUCUCGCUCACAUGCCGGGUCUUGCUCACACACCGGGUCUCAUUCACACGCCGGGACUGAGUGCACACACCGGGUCUCACGCACACGCUGGGUCUUGCUCACACGCCGGGGUCUUGUGCACACACUGGGACUGAGUACACAUGCUGGGGUCUUGCUCACGUGCUGGGACUGAGAGCACACGCUGGGACUGAGUGCACACGCCAGGUCUCGCUCACACACUGAGGUCUCGUGCACACACUGGGACUGAGUGCACACGCCGGGGUCUUGCUCACAUGCCGGGGACUCGCGCACACGCUGGGACUGAGUGCACAUGCCGGGUUUCGCUCACACGCCGCUUUGCCCGCUGCCAUGCAGGCUGGAGAAGUCGGCCCUUGUGUAUCUCUUCCCGCCUCCUGACCUCUGUCACACCUGUGGCACUGCCCUUAGGAUCUGUGACAGCGCCGUCUGAUUUCCCCGGCCCUCUAGCUGGACAGGCUCUUGGACACGUGCCUGCUUGGUGUGUUUCAGGGUUACUUGGGACCCAGACCUGGGGUUGGCCAUGUGGCUUCCAGCACUACACACAGCAUGAUACUGUGCCCUAAAGGUUUAAAAAAAAUUUUUUUUUAAGUUUUUAUCUUUUCCAUGUGGCAGGGAGAGGGAGAACAUGAGGGAGGUGGUUAGAUAUUCUCUUGUCCUCCGUGGCAGUGGCUGCCCUCAGUUGUCAAAAUCCUCAGUUCUGGGUGGCUCUGGGAGUCAGGUGGGCAUCACCAGCCCCUGCCUGCAUGGGGGAAGCCCAGCAGAGGGCAAGGCCAGAGCCACGUGUCCAGGGGACAUGCUGCGCCGUGUCGGCAGUGCCCCUGCUGUACUGAGAAGGCAGAGCAGAGUCCCGACUGACGACCCUUGUCACAGUUCCCCAGCUUUCAGAGCCGAUGCGUAGUAGGCUCCUGUCAGUGUAGCUGUGAGUGUGUCUGACUGACUGCGCAGUGCUGCGUGGGAGGACUCCCUCCGGGAAUGUGGGCAGCUCCCAUCCUCCUCCUUUACCUCUCAAGGCCUGCAGGAGGGAUGCGGGUGGGCCCUCUUACCCGGGAGCAGGGAGAGGCAGGUGGCUGCUGACAGACCAGUGCCCAGCACAGGCUGCGCCAGGUCCUGCUGUGUUCUCCAUUCCCAGGGAGCCAAGUUCUGUUGCAGUGUGCGUGCCCUGGAGGCCUGCAGGAGACCCCGGUGUGUCAGUGUUUCAGAUGCGCAUAACUCGAGACAGCUGGCAACCCUCCAGACUUCAUGAGGAAAUAAUUGACUUUUAUAACUUCAUGUCCCCUUGUCCUGAAGAAGCAGCCAUGAGAAGAGAGGUGGUGAAACGGAUCGAAACUGUGGUUAAAGACCUCUGGCCGGCGGCUGAUGUGCAGAUAUUUGGCAGCUUUAGUACAGGUCUCUACCUUCCAACGAGUGACAUAGAUCUGGUGGUCUUUGGGAAGUGGGAACGUCCUCCUCUGCAGCUGUUGGAGCAGGCCCUGCGGAAGCACAACGUGGCUGAGCCCUGCUCCAUCAAAGUCCUGGACAAAGCCACGGUACCCAUAAUAAAACUCACAGACCAGGAGACCGAAGUGAAAGUGGACAUCAGCUUUAACAUGGAGACCGGCGUGCGGGCAGCGGAGUUCAUCAAGAAUUACAUGAAGAAAUAUUCAUUGCUGCCUUACUUGAUUUUAGUAUUGAAACAGUUCCUCCUGCAGAGGGACCUGAAUGAAGUUUUCACAGGUGGAAUUAGCUCCUACAGCCUCAUUUUAAUGGCCAUUAGCUUUCUGCAGUUGCAUCCCAGGAUUGAUGCCCGGAGAGCUGACGAAAACCUUGGAAUGCUUCUCGUAGAAUUUUUUGAACUCUAUGGAAGAAAUUUUAAUUACUUGAAAACUGGUAUUAGAAUAAAGGAAGGAGGUGCCUAUAUCGCCAAAGAAGAGAUCAUGAAAGCCAUGACCAGCGGGCACAGACCCUCGAUGCUGUGCAUUGAGGAUCCCCUGCUGCCGGGGAACGACGUUGGCCGGAGCUCCUACGGGGCCAUGCAGGUGAAGCAGGUUUUCGACUAUGCCUACAUUGUCCUCAGUCACGCUGUGUCUCCACUCGCGAGGUCCUAUCCGAACAGAGACUCUGAGAGUACCUUAGGGAGAAUCAUCAAAGUGACUCAGGAAGUGAUCGACUACCGGAGGUGGAUCAAGGAGAAGUGGGGCGGCAGAGCCCACCCGUCGCCGGACUUGGACAACAGGAUUAAGGUGAAAGAGCGGCCCUGCAGCCAGCGGCUGAUGCUCUCUCUGCCCAGCGCCCAGCUCCUCUCCUCAGGCUCAUCUGCUUCUUCCGUGUCCUCACUUUCUGGAAGUGACAUAGAUUCCGAUACGCCGCCCUGCACGGCACCCCGCGUCUACCAGUUCAGUCUGCAGGCCCCGGCCCCCCUGAUGGCCAGCCUGCCCACCGCCUUGCCGGUUCCCAGUGGCAAACCCCAGCCCUCCACUUCCAGAACGCUGAUCAUGACGACCAACAAUCAGACCAGGUUUACUGUACCUCCACCGACCCUCGGGGUUGCCCCUGUUCCUUGUAGACAAGCUGGUGUUGAAGGAGCCGCAUCCCUGAAAGCUGCCCACCACAUGCCUUCCCCAGCCAUUCCCUCGGCGUCCCCCAACCCGCUGUCAAGCCCUCAUCUGUAUCACAAGCAGCACAACGGCGUGAAGCUGUCCAUGAAAGGCUCUCACAGCCACGCCCAAGGCAGCGGCUACAGCUCUGUGGGCAGUGGAGGCGUGCGGCCCCCUGUGGGCAACCGCGGACACCACCAGUACAACCGCACCGGCUGGAGGAGGAAAAAGCACACGCACACGAGGGACAGCCUGCCCGUGAGUCUCAGCAGAUAAUGGCUCCUGGCUGCGUCCACCUC
Molecule: messenger RNA, 3315 nt
Organism: Tupaia belangeri chinensis (Chinese tree shrew)
Lineage: Eukaryota; Metazoa; Chordata; Mammalia; Scandentia; Tupaiidae
Gene: TENT4A
Product: terminal nucleotidyltransferase 4A
Biological process (GO): polyadenylation-dependent ncRNA catabolic process; RNA 3'-end processing
Cellular component (GO): TRAMP complex; nucleolus
Molecular function (GO): mRNA binding; poly(A) RNA polymerase activity
Source: RefSeq, a predicted model, not a curated record